AUGCUUUGUUCCAUUGGCUGCGGGUUUUAUGGAAACCCUCGUACAAAUAGCAUGUGUUCAGUAUGCAAUAAAGAACAUCUUCAAAAAGAGAAUAGUAGUAAUGGUAGUAGAAUAAGCCUACCUGCAGCCUCGGUCAGGCCCGGGAGGUUACCACUAGAGUCCACGUCCGCAUCUGUGCAGCCAGGCCCUGUAUCGGCUCAGUCACUUGUAUCAGAAUCUGUUGCGUCUCCCCAAAUGGACAGUACAUCUGUGGACAAAGCAGUGCCUGAAACAGAAGACCUGCAAGCUUCAGUAUCAGAUACGGCACAGCAGCCAUCUGAAGGGCAAGGCAAGUCUCUUGAAAAACCAAAACAAAAAAAGAAUCACUGUUUCAUGUGCAGGAAGAAAGUGGGACUUACUGGGUUUGAAUGCCAGUGUGGAAAUGCUUACUGUGGUGUACACCAUUACUCCGAUGUACACAAUUGCUCUUACAAUUACAAAGCUGAUGCUGCUGAGAAAAUAAAAAAAAGAAAAUCCAGUAGUUGUUGA
Nyctereutes procyonoides (raccoon dog) is the source of this 528-nucleotide messenger RNA. Its product is annotated as AN1-type zinc finger protein 6-like. The transcript is spliced from 2 exons. The record is from RefSeq and is a predicted model, not a curated record. NCBI's taxonomy places the organism in Eukaryota, Metazoa, Chordata, Mammalia, Carnivora, Canidae. The coding region runs from base 1 to 528 and encodes 175 amino acids. Gene Ontology annotation, molecular function: DNA binding; polyubiquitin modification-dependent protein binding; zinc ion binding. Gene Ontology annotation, biological process: protein targeting to peroxisome.